UUUUAAGGCUUUUUAAUGAUCUUGUUGCUUCUGUUUCCUCCGUGGUGUUGUUGUGUUUAGAUUUGACUGCAGCACUUGACACUGUGGAUCACCAAAUUUUGAUUUCUCGUCUUCAGGAAUAUGUUGGUACCAAAGGUGUGGCUCUAAAGUGGUUCAGAUCCUACCGUGAAGAAAGAGAUUUUCUGUUCAGUUAGGUUCCUAUAGUUUAGGUGUGACUCAGCUGAGCUGUGGAGUUCCACAGGCUCCGGUUUGGGUCCUUAACUGUUUUCUUUGUACAUACUGCCCCUUGGGUCAGUUUUCAAAAAACACAACAUUUCCUUGCAUUGUUUUGCCAAGUUUUUACACGUUUACUUGCCCUUAAAACCCAGCACAGAUAAUACCCAGACCAUCUCAUGCAGCCUUCAGGAUGUAAAGGACUGGAUGGCUCUAAGCUUCUUUAAGUCAAAUUGUGGUAUUUGGUGAUUUAUCUGUUGCCAAAACAUCUCAGAGUUUCUGAGCUGAAAUUGCCUCCAGUCUGACAGAAAUCUUGGUGUUAUUUUUGAUAGAACAGGUUGUCAGAGCAGGUUUUUACCAGCUGCAUCUCCUGAGGUGAAGUCAUACCUGCCCCGCCAUGACCCAGAACACUUCAUUCAUGUCUUCAUCACCUGCUGACUGGACUCCUGUAACUCUCUGUACAGUGGGUUAGACCAGGGCUCCAUCGUCCACUUACAGUCAGUCCAAAACGCUUCAGCGCGCAUGCUCACACAAACCAAGACAUAAUAAUGAGCUCAUUUCUCCAGCUCUGGCCUCUGCACCGGCUGCUGUCAGCUUCAGGGUGGAUUUUAAGAUCCUGUUGAUGAUUUUUAAAUGUGUAAAUGCGUUGGCCUGUCUCUUUAUCUCUCGGAGCUUCUGUCUGUCCUUGUUCCCAGUAGAACCAUGAGAUCAUCAGACCAGAUGACGUUAAAUGUUCCAUGGUCCAGGCUAAAAACGUGAGGGGACGGGGCUUUUGGCGAAGCUGGUCCCAGACUCUGGAACAGUCUUCCUCUGGGUAUUACAACUGCCCCAUCUUGAAAUAUUUGUAAAUCUUUGUUAAAAACUCAUCUGAAAGCCCUGUUCUGAACACAAGCUGACAGGCUUUAGUCUUUGAUUCUUUUACUGUGUUGUUGUGUGUGUUAUUUUACCUUUGUACAGCUGUGGUUGUUGUUAAUUGUGCUUUAUAAAUAAACUGGACUUGACUAAAAAUGAUCGUUUUAACCUCCCCCUGUCUCCGCCCACUGCUUUUGCAAAUAGCUGCACUAAUACUUAAAAGCAGAACAAACAGCAUGAUGCGUUUUCUUUCAUUAUUGAUGACUGAUUAUUGAUGACUGAUUAUUGAUGACUGAUUAUUGAUUAUUGAUGAUUCUCUUAGCUCACAAACUCUGACUUGAGUUGCACGAGUGGCUCAUGCGGCUCCCUCCUCGUGCGCAGGGCAGUCCUCGUGCGCGGCACACACAGGGUUAAGCGGCUCGGGCUCAGACAGGUGCCGCCAGCAGAGCCGCAUCAGACCAAACCCUCCCGAGCAUCCCCGGAGCCCCAGAGGCGGGAUGGUGGUGCUCAGAGCGGGGAGCAGGCUCACAGAGACACGAGGCUCCACCUGCAGCGCCUCUCCGCGCCUCACGCGCUCCUAAACUCUUCAACUCUUCAACUCUUAAACUCUUCAACUCUGCGUAAACUUGUUUCUUUGAGAACUUCUCUCGGACUCUCGUGCGGCUCGUGCACUGCGGACAUGUGCUGGAGGCGGUUUGCGCGCGGGUUCUGGAUGCUGGCGUGCGCGUCCAUGUGGAUGGAGUGGCAGCUCGGAGCGGUGCCCGCAAUCACCUACACUCACCCGGGCAUCUGCCCCAACGACAUGAACCCCAACCUGUGGGUGGACGCCAUGAGCACGUGCACGCGCGAGUGCCUCUCUGACCAGGAGUGUGAGCCUUCAGAGAAGUGCUGUCAGAACGUGUGUGGGAACCGCAGCUGUGUGGCGGCGCGUUAUAUGGACGGGACCAAGGGUCCGGUGGGCAUGCCCCCUCAGGCCAGCUGUGCCAGCUUCAUGUGCUCGCAGCAGGGCUCUGUGUGUGACAUCUGGGACGGGCAGCCCGUGUGUAAGUGCAGGGACCGCUGCGAGAGGGAGCCCCACUUCACCUGCGCCUCCGACGGGAUGACCUACUACAACAGGUGCUACAUGGACGCGGAGGCCUGCUCCAGAGGCAUCAGUCUGACCGUGGUCACCUGCCGCUUCCACCUGAGCUGGCCCAACACCAGCCCCACUCUGCCCCGAGCCACCACAGGACGCCCCACUACCGCCCCCUCCACACCACCGCCCCCCACCCCCACAGAGCCCCAGUCCCCCGCUCUGGUCAGCAGCCCCGUGCAGCAGACGGUCAGCGUGGGCGACACGGCCAGCUUCCUGUGUGACACAGUGGGGCGUCCUCGCCCUGACAUCACGUGGGAGAAGCAGCAGCCCGAGGGGGCCGAGCGCGUGCUCAUGAAGCCCAACCACGUCAGGGGCAACAUGGUGGUCACCAACAUCGGCCAGCUGGUCAUCUACAACGCCCAGCCCCAGGACUCUGGGGUGUACACCUGCACCGCCCGCAACCCCUCUGGCUCUGUGCAAGCUCACCACCCCCUCACCGUCCUGCCCCCUCAGCCCCUCCACAGCCAGGGGGCCAACCUGAGCCGCUGUCUCCCAGAGGAGUGUGUGAAGCCCCCUGGCAGCUCGGAGCCCUGCCCCGGUGAGGAGAGGGUCAGCUGGUACUAUGAGCGCAAAGCUAAUAACUGUCUGUCUGUGAGCCACUGCCAGGGCCCCGAGCAGCCUGGCUCCAGGCUCUUUGACACGUAUGAGGCGUGUAUGCGCUGCUGUGGCCCCGAGCUGUCGGGCCCCUGUGGACUGCCCAGUCUGCAGGGCCCCUGUAAGGCGUACGAGCCGCGCUGGGCAUACAGCAGCAAUCUGCUCCAGUGCCAGUCCUUCAUCUAUGGAGGAUGUGAAGGCAACGACAACAACUUUGAGUCCAAAGAAGCCUGUGAGGAGAUGUGCCCCUUCCCUAAAAACCAACACUGUAAAGUGUGCAAGCCCCGCGGCAAGAUGGUCACCAGCUUCUGCAGGAGCGACUUUGUGAUUGUGGGCCGGAUGAGCGAGCUGACCGAGGAGAAGGACUCCGGACACGCCCUGGUCUCUGUGGAGGAGAUCCUGAAGGACGAGAAGAUGGGUCUGCGCUUCUUCGGCGCAGAGCCUCUGGAGGUCACUUUCCUGAACAUGGACUGGACCUGCCCCUGCCCCAACAUCACAGGGGCAGCCGCAGAGGGCCCGGUCAUCAUCAUGGGGAAUGUCAGUGACGGAAUGGCUGUGCUGCAGCCCGAGAGCUUUGUGGGAGCGUCCAGUCCACGCCGAGUACGGAAGCUCAAAGAGGUCAUAUCUAAAAACACAUGUGACAUUCUGCGAGCCAUCACCAACAGUCCCCAGUAAACUUCUGUCCGUCCGGAUGCUUUAUUUUAACAAAAGAACUCUUCUGACACUAAUGCUGCAUUUGACAUGUUAAAGUGAAUGUUCUCCUCCUGUGUCCCGUGUCAUACUUAAUGUGCUCCUGUUGUUUACUGUGUCAUACUUACUGUGCUCCUCCUGUGUACUCUCAUACUUACUGUGCUUCUCUUCACUGUGUACUGUCAUAAAUACUGUGCUACUGGGACAUGUUGUCAUAGAAAGCAUCAGACACAUGUGAGUGUGUGUGGAUCACACACAUAUGUGCCAGCCCUGCGCUUUUGUCUUCACAUUGUGGCUGUUUCUUUCAUCCAAUUGUUUUCUUGUGUGUGCAGAGUGACCGGUGUGCUGUGUGUGUGAGUACACAUACAUGUUUGUGUGUAGUAUAUAAGUAUAUGUGUAUGUAAUUUGCUGCAGACAUGCUCAUUGAUCUUCAUGUAAAAACAGAGAUAUAAGGGCUGUGAGCUGGUAACCACAGAGUUUAGUUAAACAAAGCUUUGAUUGGCCUCUCUGUGGGAUUGUAAAAAUGUGUGCCCUGUGCCCAGCCUCUGUGGUGGGCUGUAAUUGGCGCAGGAGCCGGGCUGUAGGCUCACAUGGAGCUGUGGAGAGUUAUGCGUUUCAUGGCGUGCCAACAGGAGGCUUCAGGGGUGUUCGCCAUCGCGCACUCUGUUUCUCCCAUCCUCCUCCACAGGCCUUUACGGGCUGCACCCCCGGGAGGCCAGCACACUCCAGCAGCUGUUGGAGCACCACAACAAAGAGAGGCCCAGCCGCACCUUCAAUCACUAAGUGAGAGCAGCGCGCACAAAACAAACUGGUUCCAUGCCUGGAAUGCCAUUAUCAGAUCAUACACGAGGACACGUCGAAUGAGAGACCUCUGGGUUCAUUACAAACUGGCAGCCCACAGUGAGGAGUGUGUGAGCCAGAAUCACCACUGUGGACAUCCACUUUCACUUCAUGUAAAUAGUGCUUGUAAUUAUGAAUAAAUCUACUUUAUAAUUAACAUCAGACAAAUGUAACAUUUCAUUUGUGUCUUAUCAAAAGCCACUUUAUUCAAAUGAAGAAAGGCUGAUGAACAAAGUGUUUGGCUGAGAAUAAAGUGCACUGAGUGACCCUGCACUGGAGUCCAGUCCAGCCACACAUGGAAAAGGAGAAGGGAGGUCUCUGUAGAACAUGCACACAGUGUGAUGAGGGUUUACACACCUCCAGCUGUGCUGAGCC
Messenger RNA from Boleophthalmus pectinirostris (great blue-spotted mudskipper), 4699 nucleotides. Its product is annotated as WAP, Kazal, immunoglobulin, Kunitz and NTR domain-containing protein 2-like. Gene Ontology annotation, cellular component: extracellular region. Gene Ontology annotation, molecular function: serine-type endopeptidase inhibitor activity; protein binding. The record is from RefSeq and is a predicted model, not a curated record. Lineage: Eukaryota; Metazoa; Chordata; Actinopteri; Gobiiformes; Gobiidae.